Molecule: messenger RNA, 582 nt
Organism: Colletotrichum gloeosporioides
Lineage: Eukaryota; Fungi; Ascomycota; Sordariomycetes; Glomerellales; Glomerellaceae
Exons: 2
Coding region: 1-582 (193 amino acids)
Source: RefSeq, a predicted model, not a curated record
AUGACCAAGCACUUUAGGAACGAACUUGAUAAAGAACGUUUAAAGCGACACUUCCGUCUCGCCGUUAUUGAAGAACCAACCCUCAACGAGGCACCCGUCGAGCUAGUCCGGCAAAGAUUCAGGACGUGGGUUUCAGACCUUCCACCUGAAGGCGACCAGCAGCAAGAUGUACCUCCUAUCGAGCACCGCGAUCCCGUCCUUUUCAGCUACCCGUUAUAUGUGGACACUGAGUGCCUUGAGUCUUUGCUGGCCUACGAUAAGGCCGUCGAAGACGGUCAACAUGAGGAUGACGCGUCUGACCUCGUCUUCGUGAAGGCAAUCAACGCCGAGCAGCCGUGGGCUAGAAACGAUAGCGAAGAUGAGGAAGAAGAUAUGGACGAAGAAGAUAUGGACGAAAGAGAUAUGGACGGCGGUAACAACGAUGUGCAAAAGGAUAAUCAGCAUGACCCGGAAUACUACUGGAUGCUCGUAACAUGCACUUACCUGGGCGGUUACUGGGAGCAGAUGGGGCUCGGCUGCCAGUGGCACAUGCAGUUCUCGUCGUGCAGGUACCCACAAAAGCAACGCCGGGAGCCUUCGUAG